Syzygium oleosum is the source of this 993-nucleotide messenger RNA. RefSeq lists its product as uncharacterized. The transcript has a single exon. The record is from RefSeq and is a predicted model, not a curated record. The coding region runs from base 27 to 692 and encodes 221 amino acids. NCBI's taxonomy places the organism in Eukaryota, Viridiplantae, Streptophyta, Magnoliopsida, Myrtales, Myrtaceae.
CUCUCUUCUUUCUCUCUCUAGCUCGUAUGGAGGAGGCGCGCAAGAGGCAAGCCGACGGAGCGGCGGACGGCGGCGGCGGCGGCGGGGGGGACCCCGACGCGAAGAAGCCGAGGCCGGCCGAAGCGCGCGCGGAGCCCCAGAGCGGCGGCGGCGCCGGCCAGGACGAGGACGACGACGACUGCAUACUGGCGUGGCUGGCGCUCGACGACGACGCGGUGUCCGAGCUCCUGAACCUCCUCGAGCCCGCCGAGUCGCCGCCCUGCUCGUCGUCGCCGUCGUCGGCGGCGGGGGGCGGCGCGGCCUUCAACUUCAAGGUGAGGUUCAUCGACGACCCGUACGCGUCGCCGGUGGUCUUCCAGUCCUCGUCGUCGUUCGUGACCAUCAACGGCAACGAGGAGAGCUGCGGGUCGUCCUUCUCGGAGUCGGAGUCCACGGUGAUGGCCAGCAUCGACACGCGCGGCAUCGGCGCCCUCCGUGGGGGGUGCGGCGACGCGGAAGCGGGCCGGGACCGGGGGCCGGAGGUGGGAGGCGCGUGGGCCUCGGGCUCGGAGGAGGGGGAGGCGCCGCGCGGGUGCGGGGUGGUGCUGGAGGGGUGGGACUGCUUGUUUGGCGCGGAUGCUGACGACGAUGCUGUUGCAGGGUUUCUGGGUGUGGAGGAGGAGGAGGGACUGCUUUUGACCGGACUGAAGUAAAUGCAGGAAUGCAGGUGGGUGGGUGGGUGGACGGACUAGGGUUAGGCUCCUUGUUCUUGGUUUCUUGGUGGGGCUUCUUCUUCUUCUUCUUCUUUAGGGUUUUUCUUUCUAGGGCUUUUAAUACUGUGAAUAGUAGAAGGAAGGUUUGGUAUAGAGAACAGAGAAUACAGAGUGGGAAGGAGGGGGAGGGAGACUGUGGUUCUCUUUUUUGGGGAAGUCCUUCUUGGGAAAUGGUGGGUUCUGCAGGUAGAGAGAGAAAGUGGCAUAGAGAGAGAGAGAGAGUCUUUCCUUCCCUUUUGUU